AAAGGAACGGGAGGGGGGUGGUGAGGGCGGAGGCCGGGGGGAGGCGUUUUCUUACUUGGCUGCGAACGGCACGGCCGGGCCGGUGCGUGGGUCCGCCGCUGCCAUUGAGCGGCGAGGCGGCAGAGGGUGGAUAUCGUCACGGGGGCUGAGCCACCGGUCCCAAAAAGUUGGGUUGGGUUUGUUUUAUUUUUUUUUUUAAUUUUUUUUUUUUUUUUAGGCGAGGGGAGGAGGAAUAAGGAAGGAGACAGUGGAGCAGGUUCGGCUUGGCUAAUCGCGAGUGUUAUGCAGCACGACUGAAAUCGCUCUCCUGGAUACCUGUCCCAGGCUGAGCUCCUGCAUAUUAAGCUGACGCUACCGGGGGAAGCUAUUUGAGACGAGGGUUGUACAGAAAUUACCUCAUGCUAUUCCCGAUCAGCGCCGAGUAUUAAUUCCCGUGACCUCUGCAGUAAUAUGGAUAUGCAACUCUUUUCGAUCAAGGUGGCAACUCUUUACCUGCUCUGUGCGGAGAUUCAGCUAUUUGUUCGUCGCUGAAUGCUGUGCAGGAGAAAAGAGGCAACUUUUAUGAACAUUAAAAAGAACAUUAGCAAGGAACCAGUCAGAUCACUAGGGACAAAGUACGUAUCUACAGAUGAGCCUGUUGCCUGGAUUUUCUUUAUAGGGAGCGAGAAGUACCUCAGCUGCGGGGCAAAAUGCAAGGGCAUGAGCUACUGACCUCCUCUUAGCAUCAGGACCAGAGAUACUACCCUGCACUUCACCAUCAGUUAAGAGCAAUUGAAAACCACCUCUCGGAAAAGCUCAUCAACCCAUGACAUCAGUGGACAUCUUUUGUAAAACACGUUUUAUGUACUUCUGCUGAGAUACAUUUUCUACCUACCACAUGGUUCUAUAUUACUUACUGGGCACUGAUGGUAUCCUCCAGAAAGUGCAGCUUCGAAUGGUCAACCUCAUCCUUUAGCAAGAAGAAAAUCUGGAUACUGGCAAGCAACAAAGUCUUCAGAGAAAAUGGUAUACGAAGGAAAACGAUUAGUUUCCUGCCAUUGUUUCUUCCUGUUAACAGCCAAAUUCUACUGGAUACUCACCCUGAUGCAAAGAACUCAUGGCCAGGAAUAUGCCCACUCCAUCCGACUAGAUGGGGACAUCAUCUUGGGAGGACUGUUCCCCGUCCAUGCAAAAGGGGAUAGAGGGGUGCCUUGUGGGGAGCUCAAGAAGGAGAAAGGGAUCCACAGACUAGAGGCAAUGCUGUAUGCAAUCGAUCAGAUUAAUAAAGACCCUGAUCUUCUUGCCAAUAUCACCUUAGGUGUCCGGAUCCUUGACACGUGUUCCAGGGACACUUAUGCAUUGGAACAAUCCUUAACAUUUGUGCAAGCAUUGAUAGAAAAAGAUGGUUCAGAUGUGAAGUGUGCUAAUGGUGACCCACCUAUUUUCACUAAGCCAGACAAGAUAUCAGGUGUGAUAGGUGCUGCAGCAAGUUCUGUGUCCAUUAUGGUCGCAAAUAUUUUAAGACUUUUUAAGAUACCUCAAAUCAGCUAUGCAUCUACAGCUCCAGAACUGAGCGAUAACACCAGGUAUGACUUCUUCUCUCGAGUGGUCCCACCAGACUCCUACCAAGCACAGGCCAUGGUUGACAUCGUGACGGCCCUUGGGUGGAACUACGUGUCGACGCUGGCUUCCGAGGGCAACUAUGGAGAGAGCGGUGUGGAGGCAUUCACCCAGAUCUCCAGAGAAAUUGGAGGUGUUUGCAUUGCUCAGUCACUCAAAAUCCCUCGGGAACCGAGACCAGGAGAAUUUGAAAAGAUCAUCAAGCGCUUGUUGGAAACUCCAAAUGCUCGAGCGGUGAUCAUGUUUGCGAAUGAAGAUGACAUUAGGCGAAUACUGGAAGCAGCCAAAAAAGCUAAUCAAUCUGGACAUUUCCUCUGGAUUGGCUCAGAUAGUUGGGGGUCAAAAAUUUCACCGGUUCAGCAACAGGAGGAGAUCGCGGAAGGAGCAGUAACCAUUCUGCCCAAAAGAACAUCAAUAGAUGGAUUUGAUAGAUAUUUUCGGAGCCGAACACUUGCUAACAAUCGAAGAAAUGUAUGGUUUGCAGAGUUUUGGGAGGAGAACUUUGGAUGCAAGUUAGGAUCACAUGGAAAAAGAAAUAGCAAUAUCAAGAAAUGCACAGGCUUGGAAAGGAUUGCAAGAGAUUCAGCCUAUGAGCAAGAAGGGAAAGUUCAGUUUGUAAUUGAUGCAGUAUAUUCCAUGGCCUAUGCACUACACAACAUGCAUAAAGAUCUCUGUCCUGGAUAUAUUGGUCUAUGCCCGAGGAUGAGCACAAUUGAUGGUAAAGAACUACUUAGCUAUAUACGGGCAGUAAACUUCAAUGGGAGUGCUGGAACACCUGUUGUCUUCAAUGAAAAUGGAGAUGCUCCUGGACGCUAUGAUAUUUUUCAGUAUCAAAUCACCAACAAGAGUACUGAAUACAAAGUAAUUGGUCAGUGGACUAACCAACUUCAUCUAAAUGUAGAAGACAUGCAGUGGGCUAAUAGACAACACACUCAUCCAGCAUCUGUCUGCAGCCUGCCCUGUAAAGCUGGGGAAAGAAAGAAAACCGUGAAGGGAGUGCCCUGCUGCUGGCACUGCGAACGCUGCGAGGGGUACCAUUACCAGGUGGAUGAAUUCAACUGUGAACUGUGCCCCAUCAAUAAGAGACCGAACGCCAACCGUACGGAUUGCCAGCUUAUCCCUAUAAUCAAACUGGAGUGGCAUUCUCCUUGGGCCAUCGUGCCCGUCUUCAUAGCUAUUCUCGGUAUAAUUGCCACCACCUUUGUGAUUGUGACAUUUGUCCGGUACAAUGACACGCCGAUCGUCAGGGCCUCUGGACGGGAGCUCAGUUAUGUGCUCUUGACUGGGAUUUUUCUCUGUUACUCCAUUACUUUUUUAAUGAUUGCGACUCCAGAUACAGUGGUCUGCUCAUUUCGAAGGAUCUUUUUAGGACUCGGCAUGUGUUUCAGCUAUGCUGCCUUGCUUACCAAAACAAACAGAAUUCACAGAAUAUUUGAACAAGGUAAAAAAUCUGUCACAGCUCCCAAAUUUAUUAGUCCAGCUUCCCAGCUGGUGAUCACUUUCAGCCUCAUAUCCAUGCAGCUUAUUGGAGUCUUCAUCUGGUUUGCUAUUGAUCCACCACAUAUUAUUGUAGACUAUGGAGAGCAGAGGACACUUGAACCAGAAAAUGCCAGGGGAGUUCUCAAAUGUGACAUUUCAGAUCUUUCUCUCAUUUGUUCCCUUGGAUACAGUAUUCUCUUGAUGGUCACAUGCACUGUUUACGCUAUUAAAACAAGAGGGGUUCCAGAGACCUUCAAUGAAGCAAAACCUAUUGGAUUUACUAUGUACACAACCUGCAUAAUUUGGUUAGCUUUUAUUCCAAUCUUUUUUGGUACGGCCCAAUCAGCAGAGAAGAUGUACAUCCAGACAACAACACUUACUGUCUCCAUGAGUUUAAGUGCUUCUGUGUCUCUGGGCAUGCUCUACAUGCCCAAGGUUUAUAUUAUCAUUUUUCAUCCAGAGCAGAAUGUUCAAAAACGGAAGCGGAGCUUCAAGGCUGUAGUGACAGCUGCCACAAUGCAAAGCAAACUGACCCAAAAAGGAAAUGACAGACCAAAUGGAGAGGUCAAAACUGAACUCUGUGAAAGUCUUGAAACCAACACCUCCUCUACCAAGACAACUUAUGUCAGUUACAGCAAUCAGGCAAAUUGAGCAGGGAUGAAAUUCACUGGAAGACCUGCAGGAUGAGAUCUUGCAAAUAGAGACUUUACCACCACCAGAAUUCAGUCUUGGAAAUAUCAGUAGACUACAUUCAAACCAAUAGUCAGUCUCCUAAAGGACAAGGAUUAAACAAGAGGCAAAAGGCAAAAAGAGACAGGGGAAGGAAAAGUCCAGUGUUAUAACAUAGAGACAGAGUGUCAAGCUUCUGAACUGUUCACUCACAAAAUGAAGCAAAUCACAAAAGGAAAACAAAUGUUAGCUUGUGAAAAAAAUGCUGUUGAAAUAAAUCAUGUCUGAUGUUAUAUUUGUAAGUACUUUUUUGUGAUUGUGACAAUUUCCUUUCCUGUCCUACAUUGUUCAACUUGUAAAAGAAGAUGAGUUUGUUUCUUGUGAUGGCUGACUGAAUUAAGUCCUGGGUUAUGCUAAAAUAAAUGCAAUGGUCAACGCAUGCUAAUUUUUAUACAAAAUAAUUUAUUUCUAAUAAUAAAGGAAUGUUUUGCAAAUGUU
Chroicocephalus ridibundus (black-headed gull) is the source of this 4245-nucleotide messenger RNA. It is a transcript of the gene GRM8, whose product is annotated as glutamate metabotropic receptor 8. The coding region runs from base 1003 to 3729 and encodes 908 amino acids. Gene Ontology annotation, cellular component: plasma membrane. Gene Ontology annotation, biological process: regulation of synaptic transmission, glutamatergic; G protein-coupled glutamate receptor signaling pathway. Gene Ontology annotation, molecular function: group III metabotropic glutamate receptor activity. The record is from RefSeq and is a predicted model, not a curated record. Lineage: Eukaryota; Metazoa; Chordata; Aves; Charadriiformes; Laridae. The transcript is spliced from 13 exons.